Molecule: messenger RNA, 1209 nt
Organism: Symbiodinium natans
Lineage: Eukaryota; Dinophyceae; Suessiales; Symbiodiniaceae
Source: the annotation of a GenBank genome assembly
AUGGAGGGCCUGGACAAGCCGCUUCUUGAAGCACAAGGGACAUCCCAGCUCGCCUUGAUCUUAAACUUGAUCAAUGCUACCCUGGGCUGUGGCAUCCUCAGCCUUCCCUGGGCAACUGCGGGUGCAUCUUUGGUGCCAGCAGCCCUGCUCACGCUGGUGGUGCUGGCAUCGAAUGCGGGGACGAACCUCAUCCUGGUCUAUGCAGCAGAGAAAGAACAGGUUUUCGAUUUGGGGAGCCUGCUCGGGCGCCUUCCUCAUGGAGGCCAAGUCGCAAGAGCUCUGUGUGAGGCGAUGAUCUGGAUCACGGUGUUCAUGUGCCUGGUUGGGUACUUGGUGGUCAUCGCUGACAGUCUUCAGCACCUUUUGCCGCUGCAACGGUCUAUCGCCGUCCUCGCCGGCGCCUUGGUUGUACUGCCUCUCUGCUUCAUGGAUCAGCAGCACCUUGCCUUCUCCUCCACCUUGAGCAUCGCUGCCAACCUCUACGUUUGCUGUGUGUUGGUGGUGGCCUUCUCCUUGGGCUGGAGGAAGAUGAAGAUCGCGGAUGAAACCGAUGAAGGCUGCUGCUUGCUGGGAUUUGGGCGAGGGAGCUUGGCCAUGGUAAGUGUCCUCAUGCAGGCGGCCGUGGUACAAAUGUGCAUCUUGCCAAUGUACGAGCAAAUGGAGCACAGGAACCCAGGCCGAUUCGCAAAGUGCCUGGGCAUUAGCUUUGGCUUCGUGGCCUUUCUCUUCGUCGGCUUCUCUAGCAUCGCCUAUGUUGCCAUCGGCCCUCACGUCUCUUCAAACGUGCUGAUCGACCUGCCCCACGGAACCUUCGGGGGUUUUGCUCGAGUGGUCAUGGCCUUUGCUGUGAUCGGGGUGUAUCCGAUUCUGACGUCGUCUAUGGUGGCACCCAUCCAGCACCAGUCUGGUCCAUGGCGGUCGGCCACCGUUGCUAUCGUGGUCUCAAGUGGCGUGAUUGCCUGUGUCACGACCGACCUCGGUGAGGUCAAUGUGAUCAGCGGGGCUUGCCAGGCCGCGGUGUUUGUGGCUCUCGCGCCUGCCUUGGUGGGCAUUUGCUUGCUGGAGAAGUCCAGCAACCUGUGGAGAUUCUCCAUGAUGACCUUGAUCUGUGUCGGAUUCACGGUUUGCAUUGCCGGGCUUGUGUUCACGGACAACUAUGUAGACGAGAUGGAGGCGAGCUGCCUCUGGACGGCAGGCUGGACGAACUGA